AUGAAAAAUAAUUCUACAAGGCCAGAAAAUCAUCUUAGAUUAGGUAAUUUCUUUAAAAAUCUAGGACUCAAAAAUGUUAAAAACAAUCAAUUAAAUGAGGCUAUCAUCCAUUUUACAAAAGCUAUUUAAAUUAAUCCAAAGGAAUCAAGAUUAUUUUUUAACAGGGGUUUUUCGUUUUUUUAUUAUUAGGUUUGGCAUACUCAAGAAUAGAUAGAAUAGAAGAAGGUUUAAGUGAUUAUUCAAGAGCUAUUGUAUUGAACCCUACCUAUAUUUUUGCAUUAAAUAAUAGAAGUAUUCUAUUCUCUCUUUAUUUAUUCGUAGGUUGUUUAUUAAAACUAAUGGGUCGUUAUUCUGAAGCAUUAAUAGACUUAAAUUAAAUUUUAGAAUUGGAUCCUUAAUAUGCUACAGGAUUUUACAAUAGAGGUAUUUCUUAAUUGAUUUAGGAUUGUUACAUGAGAUUAUGGGAAAAAAAUAAAAAGCUAUUUAGGAUUUCAAUUAGGCUAUUAAAUUAAACUGCAAAGAUCCCAAUUUAUUUUACUGCAAAGGUAUUUUGCAAAUAUUUUUAGGAAAUAUUUUUUUUGAUACUGGACAGUUCCAGUAAGCUUUAAAUAAUUAUUAUUAAGCAAUAAAAUUAGAUGAAAAUCAUGAGGAUACACAUUAUAAAAUAGGAUUAAUUUAAGAAAAUAGAAAUGAAAAUUUAGAUGCCUUAAGAAGCUUGAAAAAGGUUAUUCAUUUGAACCCCAAAAAUGAAUUUGCUCGAAAUAAAAGAAGUAGUUAUUAAUGAAAAAUUAAGAAAAAUUAGUAGAAAAAAUGAUCAAAGCAGAAAAAUUUUAAGAGGUUAUAGAAGAAUAUGAUAUAAAUGUUGAUAAGAAUUAAUUUUUUGCAUUUUUCUAGAGGGGUAGAUAUAAACGUUGUUGUUAUUAGGGAUUUUAUUUAGUGAUAUCAACAAAAUUUAAGAAGCACAACAUGAUUUUGAUGAAGCAAUAAAAAUUAAUAGCAGCCUCUCAAUUUUAUUAGAAGAGAGAGGUAAUCAAAUUUUUAUGGCAGGAAAUUUAUUUAAGAAGCAGAAUAAAUAUGAGAAAGCAAUUUAAGAUUACAAUACCGCAUUAGAAUUUGAGCCAAAUUCAAUCUCUACUUUAAUAGCUAGAGGUAUAUAAAUUUAUUCACAUUAAGGGAAUAUAUUUGCUGAAAUUUAACUAAAUGAAAAAGCAAUAUUAGACUACAAGUAGGUAUUAGAGUAAAACCCUAAUAAUGUUUAAAUUUUGGUUAAUAGAGGUAGUAUUUUAUAUUUAAAAAGGUAAUGUUUAUCAAAAAAUAAAUUAUUUGGAAGAAGCUAUGUCUGAUUAUAAUCGUGCUCUUAAAAUUAAACCUUAUCACAUUGAUAUUUUGUAUAAUCGAGGUUUAUCCAUAUUAAAUUCUUAGGCAAUUUAUUAAUUAAACUUCUUAAAUAUGAGGAAGCAAUGAAUGAUUAUAAUCAAGUACUUAAAUUUGAUUCUAAUCACAUCAAUACUUUAAUAAAUAGAGGUAAAUUAUCAAUUAUUUGAGACAGGGACUUUAUUUUAGCUUAGAAAUUAAUAUGACAAAGCCAUUAGUGAUUACAAUAAGGCGCUAGACUUAGAUCCAAAUCACAUAAAUUCUUUGUUUAAUAGAGGUAUGCAAACCUCUAAUUUUAGGACUAUUGUUUUAAAUUUUAAAAAAAGAUUAAACAGCUCUAAUCGAUUAUAAUAGAGCACUUGAAAUAGAACCAACAAAUCUCAGAAUUCUGAAUAAUAGAGGUUCUAUGUUGAUUAAAUAUUAGGAUAUUUGUUUUUUUCGAUGAAGCAAUAUGAAAAAGCAAUGGCUGAUUACAACAGAGCGUUAGAGUUAUAUCCUAAUGACGUUGAAACUUUAAAUAAUAGAGGUAAAUUUUAAUCUAAAUAUAAUAGAAGUAUUGUUUGAUAGCAUGAACCAAUCUGAGAAAUCAUUAGUUUUCUAUAAAAAAGCACUGGAAUUGAACCCUAACGAAGCAAAUAAAUUUGGUUUAAAUAGAUAUAAUAAAUUAGAAAAACUAUUUGAAAAUAUGAAUUAAUAUGAAAUUGCUUAAGUUUUCUACAAUAAAGCUCUCGAAUUGCACCCAUAAAAAGUUGAUGUUUUAGGAUGUUAAGGUACAUUUUAUUAAAAGAAAAGGAUAACUCUUUGAUGCCUUAAGCUAAACUGAUAUUGAAAUGGCUUAUUGUGAUAUUGCACUUGAAUUAACACCUGAUGAUGUAAAUAUUUUUAUAAAGAGAGGUAUAUCUCUUAUGUUUUAAUAAUAGGAAAGUUAAAUCAAUAAAUUAAUUAAAAUGAAAAAGCUAUGGCUGAUUUUAAUGAAGCAUUGGAAAGAGAUCCAAAUAAUGUUUGUGGUUUGUGCAAUAGGGGUAUUCAGAUUAUGAAUAUAAAGGAUUAUUAUUUUAUAAGAUGAAUUAAUUGGAAAAAGGAAUAAUUGAUUAUAAUCGAGCCCAGGAAUUGGAACCAAACAAUGCUAAUAUUUAUUUUAAUAGAGGUACAUAUUGAUUUUAAAAAGUAGGAAAUUUAUUAUAAUUGAUGAAUCAUUUUUAAAAAGCUUUGCAAGAUUAUAACGAGUCCCUUAAAAUUUAACCGAAUGAUGUUCAAACAUUGAUAAACCGAGGUUAAUUUUAGGAGAUAUUUAGGAAUUCUACUUCAAAAAAUGCAACUAUAUGAACAAUCAUUAGAUGAUUAUAACAAAGUGCUUAUAUUUUAGCCUAAACAAAUUGAUGGCUUAUAUAAUCGAGGUUUCAAAAGAACGUAUUAUUAGGAUUAUUGUUUUAAUAAUUAGAUUAAUAAGAAAAAGCUUUAGCUGAUUAUGAUAAAGUAUUAGAAUUAAAUUCUAAGCAUUUAAACGCUUUGGGAAAUCGAGGUCACAAUUAGAUUUUACAUUAGGAUUAUUAAAUUAUUAAAUGAAUUAUUACGACGAAGCCAUGGAAGACUUCAAUCAAGUGCUCAAAUUAAAUCCAAUUGAUAUUGAGACUCUUGGAAAUAGAGGUAAGAAUGUAAAAUAUAACAAUAGGGAAUUUAUUCGAAACUCUUAAUAAAGAUGACGAAGCAAUGGCAGACUACAAUAAUGCUCUAAAAUUGAAUCCAAAAAAUGAAAAUAUUUACUUUAAUAGAGGUAUUUCAAUAUUAGAUAAAGGAAAUUUAUUUGAAAAAUUGAACUAAUAUGAAAAUGCUAUAAAUGAUUACAGUUAAGCAAUCUUAUUAAAUUCAUAAUUUGAUUAAGCAUUUUACAGUCGAUGUAGAUUAAAAUAUAUUAAUUAGGUCUUCUCCACGAAUUUUUGCAAUAAUUUCAAUUUGCCCUCUCAGACAUAAAAAAGUGUUUAGAAAUACACCCUAAAAAUCCAUUAUAUUAAGUUUAAUCUGCUAGUAUAUUAAUUUCGCUUUUUGAUGAUGAUGAAGCAUAAAAAAGUUUAACAAAAGCUAGGGAGACUAUAUAAAAUUUCGAUAAAAUAAAACUUUUAACCUAAUUUAAAUUAUCUAUUGAUAAUUAUUACUAUAUAAAAAAAAAGAUAGAAUUACUUUAGGAAAUUUAAGAAAGGUACUAGAAUUUAAAUUAGUAAUCCUCUUUAUCUUUAGAGCAAUCUGUUUAAAUUAACUUUGAGGAUGAGGAAUUUUCUAUUCAUUCACUCAGAAAUUCUUAAUAUCUUGCAAAAUUAAUCCAAAAUUGUAGAAAUAAAAAGGAUUAAAAAAAGCAGAUAGUUUAAUUAACACAAUGGGUUGAAUAACUCUAUAAAUUAGAUGCGAUUAAAUUGGAUCUUAAGAUUUAAGAAAUCAAAUUACCUGAAAAUUAAUAGUACAACUACUACUUUAAUUCAUUUUGUUUUCGCUUAGGGUCUUAUUUAUCAGCUUGCCAAUAAAUUUCUACUGAAUUAUUUCAAGUUAAUAAUGAGGUUGUUGUUGAAACAUUUAUUGAAAAGGUUUCCUAAAUUUUUACAAAAUCAAUGAUGGCUUUAUCAAAAAUAUUUGGAUCAAUACCUGUGAUAGGGACAGGUUUUAAUAUUUUUUGUAAUAUUUUUGAUAUUGGUUUGGAGGAAUAUAAAAAUUAAAAGUUUAAAGAAAAAAUUAAUAAUAUUGUAAGUAUUUUACAUGUCAAGGCUCCAAACUAAAAAUAAUUAGAUACUGAAUUAUAAUUUGCAGCAAUAGAAAUGGCCUAUAAGCAUGAUGAAUUUUCAUAAAAAUUAAACUCAUAGUAUUCAGAAAUUGUUAGUUAAAUAUCUAAGAUUGAAAAAGAGAAAAUACCUUUUGCUGAAAAUUAUUAUUGGUUAAAAGGGAUUGAAGAUUCUUUUAUAGUUUUAUAGCAUCUUGAAAAGAAUAGCUAAGAAAUAAUAACUAGUUAAAAAGAAUUUAGACAAUAAAUAGUAGAUAUUUUGCAAUAAGUUAAGGUAGACAAAUUUGAGCAAACGAAAAAAUAAACAUAAAAAAAUUGCUUGAUUUUUUGA
Paramecium sonneborni is the source of this 4472-nucleotide messenger RNA. NCBI's taxonomy places the organism in Eukaryota, Ciliophora, Oligohymenophorea, Peniculida, Parameciidae. The record is from the annotation of a GenBank genome assembly.